AUGCUGAACUUAACGUUCUUUGAUGACGACGGAAGCUUUUGUCGCAUCCAGGAAGCCUUCACCGUUGCCUCGGUGAUCAACCCGCUGAUGGCCAUAGGCAAGCUGUUUCGAGAAGGCCGGGAGUUGCGAGUGAACGAAGAAGAAGGUAUGUGUCUUACAGACGGAAGCUCAAGAAUACCAGUGCAUCUCCACAAGAACAGCUUGGCAGCCUACGCCUACGUACAAACUCCUUCAAGAAGCAGAAGUUACAGCAGCAACAACUACAAGAUGGUUCGGACAGUUGUUCAGCUCAACAAGCACGUUCAGGAAGCAGUGAACAGAGAAGAACCUGGUUGGCACAACACAGACAGCAUGGUGAUCGUGAAGUACGCCACUCAAAGCAGCUACGAGAACCCAUCUCUCAUGUAUAGCCCUACGCACUUUCCGUACAGAAGCACUUUGGUGAAAGAAGAGAGAGGAUGGAGAGCAGUUGAAGUUUCAAAGAAGUACUCCGAGAAGGCAGACCCUUUUGAAGAGUUUGCAGAAGGAGAAAAGGAAGUGGUUACAGCCAUUUCAGCAAAGCCAAUUCCACUUUGGAUCCUUGGCACCCCUUACGCAGCUGGAGAUCGAGCAGAGCAAGAAAGUCAUGGUCGUGACUACUGGAAAAUAGACCUCGAGAAGGGAGAAGUUGUUCGUCACCACGUAGUACCGAGAACUGUGCUGUUUGACCCGACAGGAGUUGCCAACUGUCCUGUCCUCCUUGGAGAUCUUGAGAACAGCAGGUAUACCCAAGGAGACUGCAUCUACAGUACGGAGAUCUACGAACACAGCGACGACUGGAGAGCAGACCGCCUACCUCUACGUGAACACUUUCGUUUGCCGUGGUUUGGUCAAACAAGGUUCCGUGUGAAGCCAGAAGUUGUUGAAGACCUAAAAGCAGAAGCUGCAGCAGAGGAGCUAAAGAAGAAGAAGGAAGAACACUACAAAAAGAAGGAAGAUUCAGCAGCACCACCAGAAGCGCAGGAGAGUAAAGACGAAGAGAUGAGAGAAGCACCAGCAGACCAAGAAGCACCACAAGAAGUUGUUGAAGUUUUGGAGGAAAGCUUCUACCACGAAGGCGUCGAGUACACAGCGCAGAAAAGCAGUCUUAAGGAACUACAAGCACUUUGCAGAGAGUACAGAGUGAAGACAACAGGAAGCAAGAAGCAGCUCUUGAAGAGACUCGCCACAGCAGUCAGAGAAGAAAGGCUCAGCACGCAACACAAGGAACAACGGGAACACCACCAAGCAUACCACCUAGCACCACCACAGGAACCAACGGAAGAGGAGAGAGCGUACCACAACUUGACGCACCUUCCGUAUCAGCCUUGGUGUCCCCAUUGCGUUGCUAUGAAAGCACGAGAAGACAACCACAAGAAAGGAUUGAGCAAGCCAAGCAGCUCUACGGAUUCCGCGAAGCCCGUCAUCAGUUUUGACUUUUGCUAUACAAGCACCACAGGAAGUGAAGAGCCACCAGCAGUGACUCUUGUCGCUGUGGACAGCUGGAGCAAGGCAGUUCUUUCGGUGCCCUGCAAGAGGAAAGGAGGUGCAGGAAGCACGACGCAUCUCGCGGAAGCACUCGUGCAGUUCACCACGCAGCUCGGGUACAACACCCUCGUUCUCAAAGCAGACAACGAGAACGCAGCCAAAGCACUCAAGGACAAAGUACAGAAAGUACGCAGCAGCCUUGGACUUUCUACAACACUACAGGAAAGCAUUCCUUACGACCACGAAAGCAAUGGAGCCGCAGAAAGAGCAAUACAAACAGUACGGAGGCAAGCGAACACCAUUCUCGAUGAACUCAGAGAAAGAACACAGCUGGUAGUAAGCUGGGCGUUUAGACACGCCUGCUGGCUACUCAACAGGUUCGCAGUGAGCAGCUCCACAGGAAGAACGCCACAGGAAGUUAUCCACGGAUACCCCUACUCAGGGAAACUUGUACCCUUUGGUACUGUUGUGAUGGCGAAGAGGUUGAAGAUCAAGAAGAAAGGUGACAGGAUAUGGAACGCAGGAAUAUUUUUAGGCACGACAGAGCAAGACACAUGGAUCGUUGCACAGCCUGAUGGCAUACAUAUCACACGCAGCGUGAGACCACUACCAGAACAGUACGACUCCAAAAGAACAAGCAACAUAGAGGUCCAUACCUGGAACCUCAACACACCACUCCUUGGAGCAAGAGUACUUCCAGAGAAGAAGCAAAGACAACGACCACAGCUAAGCAUCCUGCCCCCUGUUGCCGAGGAAGAACGCGAACAGCUCGAGAACGACGAGGCCGCUAGCGACCCUCCGAGUUCGGAGGACAGCAGUGAAGAGCAGCAACGAGCACUUGAAGACAGAGAGGAACAAAGUGAAGCCAGCAGCAUGAGUGUGACGAGAGACAGGAAAAGAAGAGCUGAAGUUGAUGACGAGACCCUUUUGGAGGAACUCAGAGCAGUUGAGCCACUUACAGCCUCAGCAGAAGCACUUUCAGCACCAGCUGAACCAAGAGCAGAAGCAAGCAAGCACAGCCUUGAGCCUGAGGAACCAAGCUCACCCAGCAAGCUACGAAAGCAAGUUAACAGAGCAGAGGAAACAGACGGUUACCUCAACAUGCCUCAUGAUGAUGAAGUCUACGAAGCAGAUGAUGAGUUUGUGUACGAGUCGGAAGAAGAAGAAGAGGAGACAGAGAGUGAACCAACGGAAGUUUCUACCAAGGUCCCUGUCGAGUUCUUCGACGAGGAGAAAGGACCACCGAACGUGGAUCCGGCUUUUCUUCAGAAGUUGGAUGAUGAAGCUACAGUCAAAGAAAUCAAGAGGUUAACAAAGAUGGGAGUUAUUUCGUUGGUUUCUACGGACCCUCAGGAAGCAACUGAGAACGUACCUCUGGUAGAUUCAGAGCAAGAACUUCACAAGUGGUUGACAACGAAGUUGGUGAAAGAUUGGAGGUUCAGAGAAGCUACAGGUUUUGAAGCUGAAGAAGCCAAAGAAGGAACAACAAAGCCCAAGCAGAUUCAAAGAUGCUGGCAACGACGAAUUACAAAACUGGUGCCCAUGUUGGCUCUCGCCAACCAUUGGGCGAUCUACAGUGUCGACGUGAAGGUCAACGCGACGCAUCCAGUCUUUGGUCAGACUUUUGUGAUGGUCUUUUGGUGGAAGAGAAGUUUGAGCGUUGUACAGCAGUUCCAGCACUUUACCGUCUUCUACGACAAGGAAAAGUGGAACCUCAAGAAGAAAGUGAACCUACAAGUUGAAGGACCUCUUCUGAACGAGGAAGACUACGAGAAAGGAUUUUCUGAGGAGACCGUGAAGUUUCUCAAAAGGAAGUACACGUACGAACAACAUGAACUACGAGUACAUAGCGAUAGCAAGUACGUGAAGAAACUCGUGGAGAUCCUCAAGCUGGAGAAGAAGAAGGCCAAGAACUCACCCUGCACACCGGCUAGUCAGGAACCUGACGUAUCCCAAGAACUGGACGAGGAACACUCGAGAACGUACAGAAGUUGUGUCGGCAUUUUGCUGUACGUAGCGCACGACCGUCCGGACAUUCAGUUCGCAGUACGUAGCCUCAGUACUGCCAUGACGAAGCCAACGGAACGCAAAAGAAAGGAGUUGGAGCACUUGGAACGUCAGCUCUACGUCACCGCGCCGAAGAACCACAAGAACUACAAGAACCUCGAGAACAACCACGCGAACGUUUGCUGGAAGUUUUUAGUGAACUACGACGUGGACUCCUUCGACGAGGCAAAGAAAGAAGUGACAGAGAGAGCAGAGAAGUUGAAGAAAGCUGAGGAAAGCCUGGAGAAGGAAAAGGAGCAGUUCGGAAACCAAAAGACAGAGUUUGAGGAGACAGUGAAAAGGUUUUUGAAGAAGCAGAAGGAGGUGAAGGAAAAGGAAGACAAAGUUACAGAAAGAGAAGAGAAGUCAGAGAAAGACCAAGAGACCUUCCAAGAACAAGCCAAGGUCUUAAGCGAGAAGGAGACAGCCCUCGAAGAAGCUGAGGAGAACGUCAAAGCAAAGGAAGCAGAGGUUGAAAAGAAGAAGAAAGAGGCAGAGAAGAGAGAGAGAAAAGCCCAGGAAAGAACCGCCGGCUACGACCAGGAGAGAGAAGAGUACGCCAAGAAGUACGUUGACGACGCAAAGAAGGACUUGGAGAGAGAGCUUAAAGUGCUAAAGCAAGAAGAGAAAGUAAGGAACCAGAAGCUCGACGACCUCCAGUACGACUACAAGAGCCUCAAGGACGACUACCAGUACUUCAAAGGUUACUCACAGGAAGUGGACGCACUUCUACUUGCAGCUAAGGACAAGAUCGUGAAGUACAAGAAGAAGGUCAAGAGCCUCAAGGAAACCUUAGGUGCAACCUUGUCUGGAAGCGAAGGUGAAGAAGAGACAGAAGAAGCGUACAAGAGCAAAGCAGAAGAAGAGAAAGAGAAGAAAGAGGCGCAGGCAAAAGAGGAAGAGAAGAAGAAAGGAAAAAGGCCAAAGCAGGUAGAGACAGAAGACCAAGAAGAGAAGCCGUCAAGCAACCAAGGAGACGAAACUACCGUCGACCCGAACGACAUAGCCGAGUUCACGCAGCUUGGCUACGUGUGGGAGUUCAACAAGAAGACGCAAGAGUACCGCGCGAAGUGUGAGGACAAGAAAGGAGCCCCAAGAAUCAAGAACGCUCCGGUGAAAGGCCGCCUCCUUUGGAACAAGGUGACGGAGUGCUACAGGAAACACAACAUUUGGUUUACAGACGGAAAGGAAUUGGAUAAAUUCCUCGAAACCAAGGAGAACGAGAAGAUCGAGGAAGAGGUGCAGCGACGCAUCCACGCGAAAGGCAAGCACGACAACCAAGGAACGAAGGGAAAAGGCCCUUCCUGGGACGACGGACACAACGACGGUUGGUGGUACAACGACCAGUGGAACAACGAGAACUGGAGCACCACCGACGACGGCAGCAACUGGUACGAGAACGCGAACCCCCAGAACAAAGGCUACUGGCAGACGCCUGAAGAGUGGGCGCAGCAGAACCAGUGGGACCAGUGGACACCCAAAGGAAAGGGUAAAGGCAAGAAGUCCAAGAACUGGGUGCAGACCCAGUGA
Molecule: messenger RNA, 5082 nt
Organism: Symbiodinium sp. CCMP2592
Lineage: Eukaryota; Dinophyceae; Suessiales; Symbiodiniaceae
Source: the annotation of a GenBank genome assembly